AUGGCCGAUGAGAACUCCAAGUAUACAGAUCUUUCUUCACACGGCAAUCUGGAGAGCGAGGACCCUCUUCUUCCUGCAAAAGAAUCCUGGGAAGCGGAGAUUUUCUCAGAGACGCAAGAGCUGUCUCGAAACUGCUACCGUAUUGGAAAAUGGGCGGUGAUCGCAAAUUUGCUACUGUUCUCGGUGUCUUUGACGAUCCUGUCAUGGCAAACAAUUUCAUGGAUCAAGAUGAGAAACAUCAAAAAUCCAAUUCUGAGACAGAUGGUUACCUACUCUCCAAUCCUCGACGAAGUCGACAUGACCUUUGGUACGAAGCAAAUCGUAGGCGAAGAUGUCGAUAUCGACCACUCUAUCUUUCGGCAGCCACCAUCACCAGCAGUUGACGCGGCAUGGAACAAUCUGAGUAACAAGAAUACGAUCUGGGUGUCGUCAUCCGACAUUAUUCGGAUGGGCAAAGAUCCCAAAACCGUUGCCAAAUUUCCAGAGUCCUUCAACCUGGGUCCUGACGCUUACGCCGCAGAGCUGGACAGCCUGCACAGGAUUCACUGUCUCAACUCGCUCCGCAAAGAAAUCUACUAUGACUACUACUUUAGGGACAGAUUCGGAGAUGGAAAGCCGCCUGCACUGCACCAGGCGCACACAGAACACUGCCUCUACGUCCUUCUGCAACACCUCAUGUGCGACGCUAGCACCGACAUUGUCACUCGCGAAUGGGUCGAAGGCCAGAUCCUGCCCUACCCGGAUUUCAGCAUCAACAGAAAGUGCAACAACUUCGACGCCCUCAUGACGUGGUACGAGAGCAGAAUUGUUCCCAACGACCAGUUCAGAGCCAUGGUGAUGCCCGAAGACUUCACCCCAAAGCCCGUCUCCGACGAGUUCAAGCGAGUGUUUGGCUAUGCCGAUGGGCCUGAUGCUCCGGGCCAUGCUUAUCAGCACGAUUGA
Cladophialophora psammophila CBS 110553 is the source of this 942-nucleotide messenger RNA. RefSeq lists its product as uncharacterized. NCBI's taxonomy places the organism in Eukaryota, Fungi, Ascomycota, Eurotiomycetes, Chaetothyriales, Herpotrichiellaceae. The transcript has 2 exons. The coding region runs from base 1 to 942 and encodes 313 amino acids. The record is from RefSeq and is a predicted model, not a curated record. Gene Ontology annotation, biological process: mycotoxin biosynthetic process.